CGGCUACCUCUGGAGGACGCUUCCUUUGGGCUCCGUCGCUUUGGAAUCUUCCCCUUUCCUACUCCACGGGACGGGGCUUUCAGGUUACUUUGCACGAUCUGCAAUCUGAACACUGCAGCCAGAGAGACUGUGUUUUGAUGGUGGAGCGGAAUGGAGUCACCUGGGCAAGCUUCAAAACGCCAGAAGACAUGGGGGGGGAUGCCGAAGCAGGUGAAUGGCACAAAGAGCCAUCUGACCGAUGGAAAUGGUGUUGGCAAUCAUCUUGGGGAGGAAGUGGAGUCUUUCCUGAGUGAUGCUGGCCCCCUGCACAGCUUCGAUGACCUAACCAAAGUGAACCCUGUGGCCACAGCCACAGUCUUGAAGUGCUUGCAUGCAAGAUACGCCAUCAACGUUUUUUACACUAACGCCGGUUGCAGCCUGGUGGCUCUCAACCCCUUCCGGCCAAUACCAUCGCUCUACUCGCAGGAGCUCAUGAGAGACUACCAUGCUGCCCCCCACCCUCAGGAAUUAAAACCUCACAUCUUUGCGGUGGCUGAAGAGACCUACCGGAAUGUCAAAAGCCAGAUCCUGCCAGUGAACCAGUCCAUAAUUGUUAGUGGUGAAAGCGGUGCAGGGAAGACAUGGACGUCACGUUGCCUGAUGAAGUUUUACGCUACUGUGGCCUCCUUGCCCUCCGCCUCCCAAGGCAGCGUUGAUGUGGAAAGGAUAGAGAAGAGAGUAUUGGAUUCUAACCCAGUGAUGGAAGCCUUUGGAAAUGCAUGCACUCUGCGGAACAACAACAGUAGCCGUUUUGGGAAGUACAUCCAGCUUCAACUGAACAGAUCUCAGCAUCUAACAAGUGCUUCCAUUCAGACAUUCUUACUGGAGAAAACCAGAGUUGCCUAUCAAGCCCCCCAGGAAAGGAACUUCCAUAUUUUCUAUCAGAUCGCAAAAGGUGCCACCCAAGAGGAGCGACUGGAAUGGGAUCUUCCGGAAGGGUCAACUUUUUCCUGGCUGCCCAAUCCCAAAAAGGCUCUAGAAGAGGACUGUUUUGAGGUGACGCGAGAGGCCAUGUUCCACUUGGGUAUUGACUGUUCCAUGCAGAAUAAUAUUUUCAAGAUAUUAGCCGGGGUCCUCCACUUGGGCGACAUCCAGUUCUCGGAGGCAGACGAUGAGUCGCAGCCCUGCCAAGUAAAAGAUUAUGCUAAAGAUUCAGCGAGGACCGCUUCCAGAUUGCUGAAAGUGCCCAUCGAACACCUUUUGGAAACGCUGAGGAUUCGGACGAUUACAGCCGGGAAACAGCAGCAGGUCUUCAAGAAGCCGUGCUUCGGGGCUGAGUGCGGGACGAGGAGAGACUGUCUGGCUAAAGUUAUCUAUGCCAAGGUAUUUGAUUGGCUGGUGUCUGUGAUCAAUGGAAGCAUAUAUGCCGAUUCUUCUGUGUGGAGCAAUUUCAUAGGUCUGCUGGAUGUCUACGGCUUUGAGUCUUUCCCUGAAAACCACCUGGAGCAGCUGUGCAUCAACUAUGCCAAUGAGAAAUUACAGCAGCACUUUGUUGCCCAUUUCCUGAAAGCACAGCAGGAAGAAUAUGCUGCAGAAGGACUGGAAUGGUCUUUCAUAAAUUAUCAGGAUAAUCAAAGCUGCCUAGAUGUCAUCGAAGGCAACCCCAUUAGCAUCUUCUCUUUGAUGAAUGAGGAAGGCCGUCUCAACAGGGCCUCUAAUGCCAGCCAAUUCCAGACCCGGAUUGAGGUAGCUCUGUCCAACAACCAAUGUAUUAGCCGUGACAAGUUUAAUAAGAAGCCGAAUUUCAUCAUUGCACAUUAUGCUGGCAGCGUCUGCUAUCAGGUGGAAGGCAUGGUCAAAAAGAAUAAGGACCCUGUGCCCCCGGAACUGGUCCUUCUGCUUCAACAGUCCCAGGAUCCUUUGCUCCAGAUGUUAUUUCCUGCAUCAGCGACGAGCCAAAAUACAAACUCAAACGAUGUCAAGACUCAGACAAAACCAGUAGUAGUAACAGUGGUGUCUAAAUUCAAGGGCUCUCUAGAGAAGCUGAUGGAGAUCCUGAACAGCACCACACCUCACUACAUCAGAUGCAUCAAGCCGAAUGCAGAUUGCCUGGCCGCCGUUUUCAGGAAGGACGAGGUUCUGUGUCAGCUGGAGGCAUGUGGCAUCGUGGAAACAAUCAACAUCAGCGCAGCCGGCUUUCCAAUCAGGAUCUCCUUCAGAAGUUUCGUUGAACGGUACGAAGUGCUGAAGAAAUCACGGAAGCGCACCUCCAGAGCUGCACAGAAUGGAAACAGCUGCUCACCCCAUGUGGGAAAUGGCUGGGUUCCAACUCAAGACGAUGGCGACACAUUUCAGCCUGCCGUUCAGGACAUUCUCCAAGAAAUGUGCCCGAGUGCUCCUCCGCUCCAACCAGCAGAGAAAAAAUCCUGCGAUGCAGCCGUGUAUUGCGGCAAGACCAAAGUAUUUAUGACUCACUCCAUGUUGGAGGUCCUGGAAGCCAGACGAGCCCGGGCCUUGUCAGAGAGAGCUUUCUGCAUCCAGUGCUGCUGGUGGCGGUUCAAGAGGCGGAAGCAGGUGAAGCAGAGACAGGCUGCCACGGCCAUCCAAUCAGCUGUUCGCACGUGGCUAGCCAGGAGACGUUUCCAGAAGCUGCGCGAAGCUGCUACGGUUGUCAAACGGGCGUGGAGGAAAUGGAAGGCAAAGAUGGACCUGCUGGCUGCAGAGGAACUAGACGGCGUCGAAGGGAAGCCCUUGGUUUCCAGAGGGGCCAUUUCCUCAAGCUGGGCUUGUAGCGAAUCGGAAAAAUCCUGGCCACCAAGAGCAAUUAUCCAGUUCUGGCCUCUCGGACUGGUGCUAUCGAGCGCGCCUGUGACGCUGGGCGGGUUCCAGAGAAACCUCACCUUCCUGGCAUGCCUCCAAAUCCUACAGUACAGCCCCCAUCGUAAGGCUGAGACCAAGACGCUGGAAGGGGGCAUCACCUCUGUCCGAGCGCUGCCACAGGGCUCAGUCAAGUUCCACUGCAAGAAAUCGCCGCUGCUUUAUGCUGACACCCGGCCGCACCGCCACGCCUGCCCCAGGACUGGCUUCAACCAAAUUCUGCUCGACAGCCACGAGUUACUCACUGUCUAAAAGUGCACUUCUGGCCACUCAGAAGUGUUUUAAUUGCACUUUCUCGUCCAGCUGUCUCUUUCUUACAACUUUUUAGGUGGCACUGCCCAGUUCACACCAUCCUGAAGCAUGCAGACCCUGCGCAUGGGGGGGGACCCCACAGCAAGCUUUUCAGCUGUACCCGGCCCCCUUUUUCUAGAGCACAGGACAAAGGCACAUUUCUCCCGGGAGAAACUGGAGAGCUGCUACUCUUGCAAGCCACUAUUUUGUUGCACUAAAAGACUUGCAGGUACAUCCUCAAAGCAUGUGUGAGUGCAUAGAUUUUCCUACUGGCCAUAAGGUCGAGGACCUACCCAGUGGGAGUACACCACCCCCAUUCUUCACCCCCCUUCCUUGUGCAGACUUAAAGCAAGUCUCUGUCCUGGUGCUAAACCUUCCAAUCCUGAGCACAGAGGUUGGAAACAAGCUCCACGGAAACAAGUGCAGCCGAAAGUCCAAGGGCCUGCAGUUCAGAGCUGGGCACAAACAUUUUUAUUGCAGGUGUUAAGAUGUCUGUAACACAAGACGUUUUGUAAGACCACACCAGAACAACUGUUGUCAAUUAAAGGCAAAGGUUUUUUUAUUACAAAUGUUUUCUGACGUUCUUAAACAGGCUUUCUCUCCCAGCCCCGGUUUGGUUCCCUUUCCCUGCCCCCACCCUCAUCAAAGGAAGAAGAUGAACCAAAAGUGUUUCUAACCCCCCUCAGUGAUAAAAGAAUUUGUUCAGGCAGAACUUGCAACCACUGCACUUGAAUUGUCACUUGUCCUAACAAGCCCUGCCUGGCAGCCUAAGAUUCACCACCAGAGCUUCAGCCUGGCACAGAAAAUGGGCUGUAUCUCCGACUUCUGGAUCAACAAAAAAUUCAGAAACGGAUCCAGGACUUUUUGUCAAGUCUCUGAUAAAUAUGUUGAGAUUGUCGCUGGGGUCCUUGCAGCUACACUUGAGCCUCAGCUGCUGAAAGCCAGGUGAAAGCAGCCCCUACCUAAGUCCCAAUUAAACGAACAGGGUGCAAAUGAAUUGCUGCUUUAAACCCCAAUCUGUGCUUGCGCGCAAACACCUCCUUGGAAACAUCGUUCCAUGCCACUGCAGAAAACCCUUGAUGCUGGAACUCCGUGGAUGGUGCACGCCUGUCGCACUGUCACCCGAACAAAUACUAAAGUUUACCGUGGUGGUGGGGAAAGGAUCCACAAACCCAUUCCACGCCUUUCCAACAGAUACAUGUUUUUGUUCACUAUUAUGCCAGAAAAAUUCCACACAACCUGUUCCCAAGUCUGUCAAGGGAUGGUAACAUCGUUCCUGGACUGUUAUCCCCCUACAGAAUUAGGAUGGCCUCAGUUUGUGGGUUUUGGAGGUAGAAGCCACGCACCAGACAUCCGUGGAUGAUUUUCACCCAUAAGUAGCCAUUUGUGUCCAAGCU
Molecule: messenger RNA, 4544 nt
Organism: Gekko japonicus
Lineage: Eukaryota; Metazoa; Chordata; Lepidosauria; Squamata; Gekkonidae
Gene: MYO19
Product: myosin XIX
Exons: 25
Coding region: 151-3108 (985 amino acids)
Biological process (GO): vesicle transport along actin filament; actin filament organization
Cellular component (GO): myosin complex; vesicle; actin cytoskeleton
Molecular function (GO): ATP binding; microfilament motor activity; actin filament binding
Source: RefSeq, a predicted model, not a curated record